Messenger RNA from Diprion similis, 1924 nucleotides. RefSeq names its product ubiquitin-conjugating enzyme E2Q-like protein 1. The record is from RefSeq and is a predicted model, not a curated record. Bases 231 to 1022 code for a protein of 263 amino acids. Lineage: Eukaryota; Metazoa; Arthropoda; Insecta; Hymenoptera; Diprionidae. The transcript has 3 exons.
UUCGCCGCAGUCUCAAUUCUGCCUCCUGGCUUGAAUCUCCGCGUUCAGCUCAUUCUCCUACCAUGCUCUCUGAGCCUGGACUUCCAUCGUCCUAAGUUCAUCCUGUUUUCAAUGAGGGUGGAGACUGCGCCCCUUAGCGCCGCUGUCCGGAUCGACGUUAUUGCUUAAAUAGUCCGAUGGGGUGCUUUGAUCCGAGAGGUUGAAGUGGAUUUUGAAUCGUCCGACUAACGAUGACGACGAGAUCGAAGGACAAGGUUGUCGCAGCAUUCAGAAAGUUGUUCCGCACGUCAGAGAAGAUUAGUGAACAGGACGGAGCGAGUGGUGGUCCGACAAACUCCCCAUCGCGUCGUUUGCUAAGUCGCCAUCAUCGGCCGGACGUUGUUACCCCGUCGAAUUCGGGACUGCAGGAGAUGCCAGGUUGCAGCAGCCACUCGAGCAGCUGUUUUUUCAAGACGAAAAAGUCUGGGGCCAGCUGCUCGCAGACAACCGUUACCGCCGUUCCGGAACGUGGCGUGCGAUUGCGACGCCUGAUGAAAGAGCUCAGCGAGGUUCAGAGGCUUCAGCAUCGCCGGGAUGCCGCCUUCAGCGCUGAGCUGGUGAACGACAAUCUCUUCGAGUGGCAUGUUAGACUGCACAAAGUCGAUCCCGAGAGCGAAUUGGCAGCGGAUAUGCGUGAACUUGAAGUGCCCUACAUAUUACUCCACGUUAUAUUUCCCGAAAAUUUUCCAUUCGCUCCACCCUUCAUGAGGGUCAUUUCACCCCGUAUCGACAAGGGAUUUGUCAUGGAAGGAGGCGCCAUUUGUAUGGAACUUCUCACUCCACGAGGUUGGGCCAGCGCCUACACCAUAGAGGCUGUAAUCACCCAGUUUGCCGCUAGUAUCGUUAAGGGUCAGGGGCGCAUCGCGAGAAAGACGAAGAGCCAUAAGGAAUUCAACCGAAGAUCGGCCGAGGAGUCUUUCAGAAGUCUUGUUAAAACACAUGAGAAGUAUGGUUGGGUUACACCUCCGUUAGCCGAGGGCUAAUCCUUCGUGUUAUACUGCUCAAUUUGAAGGUGUCAUGACGUUUCUAAUCCGUACAAAUACAUCGUGUUCGCGAAAUAUUGUUACGUUCCAGAUCUCAUACGUUUUUUACUCAAUUAUUACCACAUGCUUAAAUGUGAAGUUAUUUAUAACAAUUCAUGGAUUAUGCAUACAACCGGUUAAAGAAGCCACGGUAAAAACUUUAUCCAUAUUACUAGUUACACAUCAUUGUGAUUUCCGUUUUAGUUUUUCGUUAGAUUAUUUUCGAUAUACUAAAAAAUCAUAUCUACAAUAAGAUACGUGUUUUACAAGGUUGUAGACUGUUCUCCGCUACUAAACCGAUUCCCUACCGUGUUCCACGAGGAAACUGUUCCUGUUCCCAUGAUAGGGAAAUAUGGCGUCGGAAGUGUCAAUCAGCUGAUCGUUUUAGGUAAAUUUAAUAAUGAUACGGCACAUAAGAUAUCGUGCAAACUCUCAAUCUUUCAUUUUGUGAUAUGGAGUUAGUGUAGAGUAAAAUACGAGAUAAAAAAAACAUUCUAUAUUUGUAAAUUAAAUACGACGGCCAUAACAGCGAGCGCCAUAUUUACUAUCGCACGAUCGUAUUUCUUGGAUUUCGAGAUCCCGAUCGCAGUUACACAAAUUUGGGAAUCCAGUACUUCGGAAAAAUAUUCAAGUGUAAAUUACAUUCACACGAAUACGCAAUAUCGAUAAUUGUAAAGUGGCGACAGCUGUUUACGAAUGAUUGCAUGCUUCCUCGUUUUUUAUAUGUAUUUAACCGUUACAUAAAUUGUUAAAGAAAAUGUUUAGGAAACUCUGUUUAUAAAAAUCUCUCUAGUCAUGUAAUAUUUCUCUAAAAAUAAGUACCACUGUUCUAUAUGUGCCAAAUAAAUAUUAUUAUACCUGUC